GAGCUUGAGAGCACUGCCACUUGGGAGCCAUGAACUGAAAUAGAGAAGCCUGUCAUCUUUGUUUUAUUUUUAAAAUAUGGGAACAAAUUAAAAGCUGAAAACAUGCACUGUGUUUUUGUUUUACCGUUUCUGUGCUGGAAGCAUUGCUCACGUACCCUCCUGGUACAGAGCACACUUGCCACGGCUUCUGCGCUGCGAUCGCUCGCUCUUAUGUUACUGCUCAAGUAUGCAUUCAGAAAAGAGCCAGCAGAUACAGUAGAUUUAUUCUAGUUGUUGAGGUCAAGGGCUUCUUUUUUUUUUGGACUCAGUAGAGGGGGAACGCUUUCCUCAUAACACCAGACAGGCUCUCUGCUUUGCAGUCUGCUGUCAGUGUGCACCACGGAUAAAAAAACAUCUGAGAGCAUUUUUAAAGGAUUUAUCAAUCUAAAGCACCGGUGAGUUAUGUGCUGUCUCCUGUGUCAAAGUUAGGAGGCUUUCAGCGAGGCACAAUAUCUGUACGCAGUGCAAGUCAGAGGCUACGGCUGCUGGAAGCUCUUGCAAGCCAUAGCCCAGUGGACUAUGAUUUCCUUGAAUGCUGUAAAUUAGCCCUGAAGGAAUGGACAACUCCAACAAAAAACCCCACACAAGUUUUCUGAAAAGACAGCAAAGGAAUUAUUAAAAACAGUUUGGCUUGCAGAUUCUCACCUGACCCAUGCAACACUAAAUUAAGACACCUUUGUAUAUCAGAUGUGAGGAUGUUUGUGUUGCUGUACAUUACAAGUUUUGCCAUCUAUACAAGUGAGCAACCACUUCAAAGCCAGCUCAAAGGAGAAAAUUACUACACCAGAUACAUCUGUAGCAUCCCUGGUUUGCCAGGCCCUGCAGGUCCCCCUGGAGCCAGCGGAUCCCCGGGCCAUGGACGCAUUGGUCUUCCAGGAAGAGAUGGUAGAGAUGGCAGGAAGGGAGAAAAAGGUGAAAAAGGGAGUGCAGGUUUAAGAGGAAAGACUGGGCCAUUAGGACCAGCUGGAGAGAAAGGAGACCAAGGUCACUCUGGUAAAAAAGGACCUGGAGGAUUGACUGGUGCCAAAGGUGAAGUAGGUCCAGCUGGACCACCUGGACCUAAGGGAGAUAAAGGAGACCGAGGAGAGCCUGGUGCCCCAGGGGUCUGUAAGUGUGGAAAGAUAGUGCUGAAAUCUGCCUUUUCUGUUGGCAUCACCACGAGCUACCCAGAGGAAAGAUUACCAAUUGUAUUCAAUAAAGUCCUCUUCAAUGAGGGGGAGCAUUACAACCCUUCCACAGGGAAGUUCAUUUGUGCCAUCCCAGGGAUUUAUUAUUUUUCUUAUGAUAUCACCUUAGCAAACAAGCAUCUUGCGAUUGGGCUGGUCCACAAUGGGAAGUACCGGAUAAAGACAUUUGAUGCUAACACGGGCAACCAUGAUGUAGCUUCUGGGUCCACGGUGAUCUACCUUCAGCCAGAAGAUGAAGUAUGGCUUGAGAUCUUUUACACUGAUCAAAAUGGUCUCUUUUCUGAUCCAACGUGGGCAGACAGUUUGUUUUCUGGAUUUCUCCUAUACGUUGACACAGAUUACCUUGACGCUUUAUCAGAUGAAGAUGAGCUCUGAAGCAGAUGAUAACAAAUGACAUUCAAACUGGACACCCAAACACUGGAUUUUAUCCACUGUGUGGGAAACACAAAGUUGAAAGAAAAAAUAAAAAUCUGGGAGUUUAUUCUUGCAGUGAGGAUGUUUCUAGAAUCUAAGUUGGAUUUUUUACUGAACAGCAGGGAUAUCAAAAGGAACUUUGAUUAACAGAACUGCUUCACUCCAGGACUGACUCUUCCUGAAAGUUAUGUUUAUAAUACUAUUUAAACAAAUUUAAGAUACUGUACAUUGGAUUUUAUAUAAAAUAUAUUAAGUUGCAAUGUAGAAUGGAUAUUUUGUAUAUGAUAUUAAAAUAAAAUUGAACAACUGACCACAAUAUCAUCUUUGGUCAUUUUAAGACAGGCAAUACAUUAAAAACAGAUAUAACAAUGAAUUUUUAAAAGGAGAGGAAUAAAAUAGGAAUUUCUGGUUCAUGAUGUCUCUGAACAGGUCACAAGGACAGUUCCAUCUGAUACUUACAAGAACAAAUAACAUUCAUAACCAACCAACCUCCCAAUAAAUACAUGAAGAUUUGUACUAGCUGAGGACUACCCAAUAGCAGUCAUAAAAGACCAGAAUCUGGUAUUAAACAUAUCAAAAGAUUAAAAAUUGGGUGAUCUGAAAACUUGAAGACAAUCAAUCAGUAUUCAAUGUGCAUAUUUUCAGUGUAAUUCCUAGUGGGUUUGCCAUUCUUUCAAUGCCAUCCAAUAUCUUGACAAGAAAUAUGGAAAAAAGUAUAAGCUUGUUGCUGAAGAAAAUUGUGGACUCCAAAAAAAAGAUAGAAACCAGUAAUGUGCAUAAAUUUUAUGGAACAAAGGGAGUCACACCAUUAAAGCAGCCUUAGUUAUAUCCCAGUAUGGUCAAAUGCAAUAAAAUAAAUGUAGAUCACACACAAACUGAAAAACUGCAUUCAGGAAAUCAAUGAACUUGGAAAAGGUACACAGGACCCCAUGGAUCAUUGGCUAAAUAUGAACAAUCAAAGUAGGCUCUUGCUAUAGCCCUUUAUGUGUAUGAUAAA
Myiozetetes cayanensis is the source of this 2637-nucleotide messenger RNA. RefSeq names its product C1q and TNF related 7 (gene C1QTNF7). The record is from RefSeq and is a predicted model, not a curated record. Gene Ontology annotation, molecular function: protein binding. Lineage: Eukaryota; Metazoa; Chordata; Aves; Passeriformes; Tyrannidae.